Molecule: messenger RNA, 2375 nt
Organism: Dentiscutata heterogama
Lineage: Eukaryota; Fungi; Glomeromycota; Glomeromycetes; Diversisporales; Gigasporaceae
Source: the annotation of a GenBank genome assembly
GUUUGAGACUUGACGAAAUGGGAGCGACAGACAGUAAAUUAGCAUUUCGUAAGGGCGUAUUUAGGUUAUUUGAAGAGCGGAAUAUUGAUGUUUUUGAUGAAUAUUGGACACAGUUUUGGGAUCUUCCAGAGUCUGCUGAUGAUGUAUUUUCACUUGUGGGUGCGCAAGACGUUCGACGCGUAAGAGAUCAAGCAAGGGAGAAUCUUGAGACAUUAAUACAUAAGAUUACCGAUCAGAUGUUUCAUAUUAUGAGAGCACCUGAUUUUCCAUCUCCUCAAAAUUCUACAUUACAACUUCUCAAUUGUAUUAGACUCCUUACACGUAUUAUGCCAUUUAUUUUUGAAUCAGAAGAAUCAGAUGAAUGGGAGAAUGAAUUCUUCUGGACACCAACAAAAAAAGUCAAAAACUUUAGACCAGAAACCACCGGUGAUCUUCAAAAUACUUCAAAAGAACUGGAUGAUGGAAGCGUUACCAAAAAUUCGGAAAUAAAUGCAGUUCAGGAAUCCUCUACCCAAAAUCGGACUAGCUCUGAAUCUUAUGAAACAAUACCACCCCUUGGAGAACGCCUUUUGUCCGCGCUAAUCGACCUAUUAUUUUUGACAGGUUUUACAUUACCAAUAAAUCUUGCGAGUGAAUCUUCUCGCGUCGUUUAUGUUAAUUGGGAAACUGGUGUUGGAUCUACUGUACCAAUCGGAUCGUCAAAAGAAAAUGAUUCUAAUAAAACAGAAGCAUUAAGGCUCCUUCUCGCACUUGUUUCAAAGUCAAUGUACAUGCCAGGAGCAACCUUUAUUUCAAAAGAAAAUAAGUGGAUCAAAUUUUUGGUUCUUAAGUUGGAUCGAAAGGUCGUUCUUGCAUUACUUUGUAGUUUGCUUAAUACUACUGUGAAAUAUAAUCCUGCUGGCUGGGGAGUACCUUACAACCAUAUGGUUUUUGCGGAUCCACGGGAGAUGCUUGUGACUCUCUGUUUACAGGUUUUGUUAGUCUUAUUAGACUAUCGUUCCCCUUCAAAUAGAGUAGAUACUGCCUCGACUGGCACUAAUGACCCAGGAGAACAUAAUAGAUUGGCACCUGAUAGUGCAAUCGAAAACAAUGAAGAACCUACUUCGCCGAAAAAUGAUUCAUUAAGAGAAACUGACGCAACUCAAGAGGUGAAUAAUGGGGCUACAAAUAUGAAUACUACUUCCCAAAAAUCACAUUUGCCCCCAAAUGUGGACAAUGCGUUUAGAUAUUAUGCCUCAAAAUUACAUCGGUCUCAAGAUUUCCAGUUUCUUAUGGAUGGAAUAUAUCGUAUUCUGAGUAACCCGAUGCAGGCGAAUAACACAUAUUUACCGGGAUCCACUAAGCAAAUCCGAUGCCACCAGGAAAUGUUAAUGCUUUUAUGGAAAUUUUUGGAGAUUAAUAAAACUGAUAGAGUUUUGGAUGUUUUAAUUGUUUUGCUGUAUUAUUCUAUGGAAAAUAAGCAUGAUCAAGCACAAAUUGGAUUUGUGCGCAUGUGUGCCUUUAUUCUGCAAACCCUAUCGGCAGAUCGUAACUUUGGCAUGAAAUUGAACAAGCAAUUUGAAGGUCACGGAUCACUUCCUUCGACUGUUCGGAUUUCUGCAUUUAAUGCCGGCACUUAUGCUGAUUAUAUGAUUAUUUCAAUAUAUGCUCUUAUAGCAACAACACGUGGAACAUUACAUCCACUUUAUCCUGCAUUUGUAUUGACAAUCACAAAUAUAUCCCCAUACUUGAAGAAUUUGUCUGUUACCUCAUCAGUAAAAUUAGUACAACUUUUUUCAUCAUUUUCAUCACCGGGGUUUUUGUUGGCUGAUGAAGGAAAUCAUCGGUUGGUGGGAUAUAUGUUGGAAGCUUUAAAUAAUAUUAUUCAAUAUCAAUUUUCUGACAACCCACACGUUGUAUACGCAAUUGUUUGUAACCCGAAGAAGUUUGAAGAAAUGUUCGACUUUACACUUUCAAAAGGUUUAGUUGAAAUUAAAAGAUUACAAUCUAUUAAAGAACAACGUAAAAAACAGGCGCACAAUACAUCUAUGAAUAAAUCUGAAACAUCAUUAGAUAGAAAAAGUAUGCAUGAUGAGCCAGCUUCGCAACCACAGAUAUCAGAUACAGAGAGUAUGAUCAGUAAUAAAAAAGAUGAUGAACAUGAGGCAGAAUUAAAUGAAAAAGCAGAAUUGUUAAGUGUAACAUCUGCGGAUGAUCGUGGCGAGUCAAUGCACUUGUCGGAAAAGGCACGGGGUAAAUUGCCGGAGGGUGUCACAGCAACAAGUAGGCAACAUAAUAAUGUGGACAAUGCUCAAAACGAUAAUGUUAAUAGCAACAACGUUACCGUAACGCCCUUUGCUGUUGGAAAAUCUGGUUUUAUUCCAACUGAAGAUUGG